This is a messenger RNA of Vespa crabro (European hornet), 2067 nucleotides long. Its product is annotated as neuronal acetylcholine receptor subunit alpha-7-like. Lineage: Eukaryota; Metazoa; Arthropoda; Insecta; Hymenoptera; Vespidae. The record is from RefSeq and is a predicted model, not a curated record. Bases 18 to 1460 code for a protein of 480 amino acids. Gene Ontology annotation, cellular component: neuron projection; postsynaptic membrane; synapse. The transcript is spliced from 11 exons. Gene Ontology annotation, biological process: chemical synaptic transmission; monoatomic ion transmembrane transport; nervous system process. Gene Ontology annotation, molecular function: transmembrane signaling receptor activity; acetylcholine-gated monoatomic cation-selective channel activity.
AGUUGUCCUUCAACUCCAUGUCGCCUUCUCUCGGCCUCUUCCUUCGGUACGGAAUUUUGGCGGUUAUUUUUAAGAAUGGUUUCUGUGAUGAACACGAAUACAGAUUGACAAAAUACUUGUUGGAGGGAUACGAUGCAGCUGUGAGACCAGCAAAAAAUUCCUCCCAACCUUUGGCCGUUAUCUUUGGUCUUUCUCUUCAUCAUAUAAUCGAUGUGGAUGAAAAAAAUCAAAUACUAACCACUAAUUGUUGGGUAACACAAAUUUGGACCGAUCAUCAUUUGAAAUGGAACGCCUCGGAAUUCGCAGGAAUUCGAGUAAUUCGUGUCCCAUACAAUCGCGUUUGGAGACCUGAUAUUAUACUCUAUAACAACGCAGAUCCACAGUACAGUUCAGCGAUUAUAAAUACAAACGUAAUCGUCAGUCACACGGGCGAAGUAGUAUGGCUUAGUCAUGGUAUUUUUCGUAGCAGCUGUGACAUAGAUGUUGAAUUUUUUCCCUUCGAUGAGCAAAGGUGUGCCUUAAAAUGGGCAUCUUGGACUUACGACGGAUAUCAGCUCGAACUUGAAAAACAGAGCGAACAAGGCGACGUAACUAAUUACAAAGCAAACGGUGAAUUCGAUCUCGUCGAUUUUUCUGCCAGACGAAAUAUCGAGUAUUACUCCUGUUGUCCAGAACCUUACCCGGAUAUCACUUAUGAGAUCCGUUUACGACGGCGAUCCAUGUUUUACGUCUUCAAUCUCAUACUUCCUUGCAUACUUAUCAACGGUAUCGCUCUACUGGUAUUCUAUGUACCUUCGGAAUCUGGAGAAAAAGUUACUCUUGGAAUCUCGGCUCUUCUUUCGAUGACUGUCUUCCUCAUGACAAUACGCGAGACUCUUCCACCGACGGAAAAGACACCUUUGAUAAGUCUCUAUUAUGGAGUAAGCAUUUGUCUCGUGUCGUUCGCGUCAGGAUUAGCGGUAUUGACUUUGAAUUUACAUCAUCGUGGCACGAGAGUACCCGAAGUUGUGAGAUCGUUAUUUCUACACAAGUUGGCAAGAAUAGUGUUUCUUAAUUUUCAAGAAGAGAAUAAGCCGGGAUCCGCAGAAUCGAUGAGAAAGGUAAACAGUUGUCCAUUACAUUCUAAAACUGAUUUAUCUCAGCAACAAAUGACGUCACCUAAGCACGUUAAGAGAAAGCAGGAUGGUGACAGUAUCAGUCCUAAUCUUGAUUUUGGAAAAGAUAAUAAUUUGGAAACUCAAUGGACUCGCAUUUUGGGAAGAGUGCAUGCAACUAUUGAGAGAAACGAGAGGCGUUUAGCCGAACAAGAUAAAAGGGAAAGAACGGAAUUAGAAUGGAAACAAAUUGCUCUUGUUAGCGAUCGUAUAUUGUUAGGUAUUUUUUUUCUUAUGACUAUCGUUAGCACAGCUGUUAUCUUAUACGGUUCACCUCCUACUACGGAGAGCAAAAACGAUGGCUAAUCAUAAAAAUUAUUUAAAAUUUUAUUAAAGUCAAUUUUGUAUAAAACGUCAAAUUACAAUUGUUCAGUGUAUUGAUUAUAUUUAAUCGUACAAUAUAUGAAAAAUAUUAAAGUAUUAGAAUGACAGUAAUUAGAGAAGAAAAGAAGACUUUGGAACUUGUUGUAUAGUUCGAUUGUAUAGUUUCUUUUUUUUCGUGCGGCUAAUAUUAAGAGCAUGUUUGGCUAUACUUUUUUACACUGUGGAAUUUAAUAAUCAUAAGUUUACUUGUUAAAGACAGACGUCAUUGUAAAUAUUAUAUCGAGUAUUAUAUACGAACAUCUAUCUCAGCUGCUAUAAUUCAAUUGAUAAUUCAUAGUCAGGUACUGGUGCACAGGCAAUCUUUACAAAAUCUUCAUAUUUGACAUUACCAUUGAUGGAUACAUUGGCCUCUCGAAAGAUUUGCUCAACUUUAAUACAAAUACGUAUAAAGAUUUUUUGAAGAAGCAUGUGAGCCAAUUGUCGUGCAGGUAUAGUACCGGUAUGAGCAGUAUCUGCAGCUUGAAAAGCUUCUAUAACUUCUUUUGGAAGAUCUUCCGCUCUUGUUUGCAAAUGCAUGGCUUCCAGAAAA